Molecule: messenger RNA, 249 nt
Organism: Clunio marinus
Lineage: Eukaryota; Metazoa; Arthropoda; Insecta; Diptera; Chironomidae
Source: the annotation of a GenBank genome assembly
AUGACUUUAGAUUUCACGAUUUCACAUAAGAAUAAUGAAAGAAAAAGGAAAAAUGCAAAGAAGCGAGAAAUUUGUUUUUCUCUGAGAUUUACAACAACACGAAUGAAAAAUGGUGCAACUUGGGAGCAUCUUGCUACAUGCAGAGAACAUCAGGGUUCUGUUAAGUUCUCAAGUGUAGAAUCGAUAAGUAAAAGCAAUCGUCUUAAUAAUGAUGAAGAUCCAUUGAUACAUGAGAAAGAGAGAAAAUAA